Messenger RNA from Amaranthus tricolor (Joseph's coat), 994 nucleotides. RefSeq lists its product as uncharacterized. The transcript is spliced from 2 exons. NCBI's taxonomy places the organism in Eukaryota, Viridiplantae, Streptophyta, Magnoliopsida, Caryophyllales, Amaranthaceae. Gene Ontology annotation, biological process: protein stabilization; protein folding; protein import into mitochondrial matrix. The record is from RefSeq and is a predicted model, not a curated record. The coding region runs from base 206 to 802 and encodes 198 amino acids. Gene Ontology annotation, molecular function: protein-folding chaperone binding; zinc ion binding. Gene Ontology annotation, cellular component: mitochondrion.
UGUAAUUGAAAAAAAUAUUAAAGCUGUAAUUAGAAAUUAUAUACUUCUAAAAAACACCCAGGUGGUCUUUCUUUCGAGAGAUUUCGAGAAGAGACGCCAGAAGAAGUUAGUGGGGCACCACAAUAGUAGGAACAGCCGCCACUUUUGGUUCACACUUCCUUAGUUUCGAGAGGAGGAAGUCGAAGGAAAGCACAUAGAAUCAACCAUGAGGAAGGCUCUUACAAACAGUGUUUCUUGGUGGCGACUUCUUAGACAUCCACCUAUUAGUUCUCUUUCUUCUCCUUGCUCAUCUUAUCGGUCUCUUCCUACGACUGCAACAAUCCUAGAAAAAUACUUAAAUUUCUCGCGUGGAAUUCAGACGCAUUCACAUUCAUCUUAUCAAGAAACAAAACCGACAGAAACUGCUGCAGAAUGUUGCUCGGAGUCCACUGCCGACAAAACUCUAACACCAUCCAACUUACAAGCCGAUGUACAAACUGCAGACAGCAGCAAGAUGAGCAACUUGAAAAUAUCAGAACGUCAUAAUCUUGCCAUAGUUUUUACAUGCAAAGUUUGUGAACAAAGAUCAAUGAAGACAUGCAGCCGUGAGUCAUAUGAGAAAGGUGUAGUAGUUGUACGUUGUGGUGGAUGUAAUAAUCUCCAUCUCAUUGCUGAUAGACUUGGAUGGUUUGGAGAACCUGGAAGCAUCGAGGACUUUAUUGCGGCUCGUGGAGAUUUGUUGAAAAAGGGUUCUAUUGAUACCUUAAAUUUGACGCUUGAAGACUUGGCCGGGAAGAAGCUGUUGGAAGACAUUACUACCUAAUAUCAUUGAUAGCCAGCAACUUAGUUCCUCUGAAUAGAUAGAUAGUUAUGGUGGUUUGACGUCUUGGACCUUGUUUGUGUUGUACACUUGUACUCCUAACCUUAUUUUCGAACAAUACCUAUUGUAAGUUGGUGCAUUUCAUUUUUGGACGAUGGCAUUUACAUAUAGUUGAAAUGUUAGCCUUUGGUAGUC